Messenger RNA from Loxodonta africana (African savanna elephant), 5335 nucleotides. It is a transcript of the gene WDR59, whose product is annotated as WD repeat domain 59. Bases 107 to 3100 code for a protein of 997 amino acids. The transcript is spliced from 26 exons. Gene Ontology annotation, biological process: positive regulation of TORC1 signaling; cellular response to amino acid starvation. The record is from RefSeq and is a predicted model, not a curated record. Gene Ontology annotation, molecular function: signaling adaptor activity; protein binding. NCBI's taxonomy places the organism in Eukaryota, Metazoa, Chordata, Mammalia, Proboscidea, Elephantidae. Gene Ontology annotation, cellular component: vacuolar membrane; Seh1-associated complex.
CGUGGCAGAGCUGAUCCGCGGGCUGUGUGGAGCGCUCGGAGCCCCGGAAGGCGGGUCUGUCGGGGGCCCGACGCCGUCCUGGCACCCGGGGCGCUGGGCUGGGGAGAUGGCCGCGAGAUGGAGCAGCGAAAAUGUGGUGGUGGAGUUCCGCGAUUCUCAGGCGACGGCGAUGUCUGUGGACUGUCUUGGGCAGCAUGCAGUGCUUUCUGGCCGCCGAUUCUUGUACAUCGUUAAUCUAGAUGCCCCUUUUGAAGGUCACCGAAAGAUCUCUCGUCAGAGCAAGUGGGACAUUGGAGCUGUGCAGUGGAAUCCUCAUGACAGCUUUGCACACUACCUUGCAGCUUCGAGUAACCAACGGGUCGACCUUUAUAAGUGGAAAGACGGCAGUGGGGAAGUUGGCACAACCUUACAAGGCCAUACUCGUGUCAUAAGUGAUUUGGACUGGGCAGUGUUUGACCCGGAUCUCCUGGUUACCAGCUCUGUGGAUACCUAUAUUUACAUUUGGGAUAUCAAAGACACAAGGAAACCUACUGUUGCACUAUCUGCUGUAGCUGGUGCCUCGCAGGUCAAAUGGAAUAAAAAAAAUGCUAACUGCCUUGCCACCAGUCAUGAUGGGGACGUACGGAUAUGGGACAAGCGAGUGAGUGAUCUCUCUCCCUCACACCCCUGUUGGGCUUUGGCCCGUGUCAGAGAGCAUGAAGAGGAUGUUAAACCCAGUACAGCAGUGGAGUAUCUUGCAGCCCACCUCUCCAAAAUCCAUGGCCUGGACUGGCACCCAGACAGUGAGCACAUUCUUGCUACCUCCAGCCAGGACAACUCUGUCAAGUUCUGGGAUUACCGCCAGCCUCGGAAAUACCUCAAUAUUCUCCCUUGCCAGGUGCCUGUCUGGAAGGCCAGAUACACUCCUUUCAGCAAUGGGUUAGUGACUGUGAUGGUUCCCCAGCUGCGCAGAGAAAAUAGUCUUCUCCUUUGGAAUGUCUUUGACUUGAACACCCCAGUCCAUACCUUUGUGGGGCAUGACGAUGUGGUCCUGGAGUUUCAGUGGAGGAAACAGAAGGAAGGGUCAAAGGACUACCAACUGGUUACGUGGUCCCGCGAUCAGACCUUGAGAAUGUGGCGUGUGGAUUCCCAGAUGCAGAGGCUUUGUGCAAAUGACAUACUAGAUGGUGUUGAUGAGUUUAUAGAGAGCAUUUCUCUUCUGCCGGAACCAGAGAAGACGCUUCACACUCAAGAAACAGAUCACCAGCACAACUCAGGCCAUGGGGAGGAAGAAGCCUCAAAGGAAGAUCCCCCUAAUAAUCCCCUGGAAGAGAGGAAGUCAGAUCAAUUGGGGCUGCCUCAGACUCUGCAGCAGGAGUUCUCCCUGAUCAACGUGCAAAUUCGGAACGUCAACGUGGAGAUGGAUGCAGCAGAUAGGAGCUGCACAGUGUCUGUGCACUGUAGCAACCAUCGUGUCAAGAUGCUGGUGAAGUUCCCUGCGCAGUACCCAAACAACGCUGCCCCUUCAUUCCAGUUUAUUAACCCCACUACCAUCACAUCCACAAUGAAAGCAAAGCUGCUCAAGAUCCUGAAAGACACUUCCCUGCAAAAAGUGAAACGCAACCAGAGUUGUUUGGAGCCCUGCCUGCGCCAGCUCGUCUCCUGCCUUGAGUCUUUUGUGAACCAAGAAGACAGUGCUUCCAGCAACCCCUUUGCUCUCCCAAACUCUGUCACACCGCCCUUACCAACAUUUGCCCGUGUAACCACUGCCUAUGGGUCAUACCAGGAUGCCAAUAUCCCCUUUCCUAGGACUUCCGGGGCUAGGUUCUGUGGAGCAGGUUAUCUGGUGUAUUUCACAAGGCCUGUGACGAUGCACCGAGCAGUUUCUCCAACAGAACCCACUCCUAGAUCUCUCUCAGCCUUGUCUGCUUAUCAUACUGGCUUGAUUGCUCCAAUGAAGAUCCGCACUGAAGCCCCUGGGAAUCUUCGUUUAUACAGUGGAAGCCCCACCCGCAGCGAGAAAGAGCAGGUCUCAAUCAGCUCCUUCUACUACAAGGAAAGGAAAUCAAGGAGAUGGAAAAGUAAGCGAGAGGGAUUGGACUCUGGCAAUCGACCAAUCAAAGCUGCUGGAAAAGUUAUCAUCCAGGAUAUUGCUUGCCUACUUCCUGUUCACAAAUCAUUGGGAGAACUGUAUAUAUUGAAUGUGAAUGAUAUUCAGGAAACAUGUCAGAAGAAUGCUGCUUCAGCCAUGCUUGUUGGAAGAAAAGAUCUUGUCCAGGUUUGGUCACUGGCUACAGUAGCUACAGAUCUUUGCCUUGGUCCGAAGUCUGACCCAGAUUUGGAAACACCCUGGGCUCGACAUCCAUUUGGGCGACAGCUGCUGGAAUCUCUGUUGGCUCAUUACUGUCAGCUUCGGGAUGUUCAGACAUUGGCUAUGCUUUGCAGCGUGUUUGAAGCCCAGUCUAGGCCUCAGGGAAUACCAAACCCCUUUGGGCCUUUUCCUAACCGUUCUUCCAAUCUUGUGGUGUCCCAUAGUCGAUAUCCUAGCUUCACUUCCUCUGGUUCCUGCUCAAGUAUGUCAGACCCAGGGCUCAACACUGGUGGCUGGAACAUAGCGGGAAGAGAGGCAGAACAUUUAUCUUCACCCUGGGGAGAGUCUUCACCGGAAGAAAUACGUUUUGGGAGUUUGACCUACAGUGAUCCUCGUGAACGAGAGCGUGACCAGCAUGAUAAAAACAAAAGGCUUCUGGACCCUGCGAAUACGCAGCAAUUUGAUGACUUUAAGAAAUGCUAUGGAGAAAUCCUGUAUCGCUGGGGCCUGAGAGAGAAACGAGCUGAAGUGCUGAAGUUUGUUUCCUGUCCCCCUGAUCCUCACAAAGGAAUUGAAUUUGGCGUGUACUGCAGCCACUGCCGGAGCGAGGUCCGUGGCACACAGUGUGCCAUCUGCAAAGGCUUCACGUUUCAGUGUGCCAUCUGCCACGUGGCGGUGCGAGGAUCGUCCAAUUUCUGUCUGACCUGUGGACAUGGCGGACACACCAGCCACAUGAUGGAGUGGUUUCGGACCCAGGAGGUGUGUCCAACUGGGUGUGGGUGCCACUGCCUGCUUGAAAGCACUUUCUGAUCUUACAGACCGUGGAGUGGUCAGAAAUUUUAAAGGACUCCAUACGUGCCAGUGACAAGCUCUCUGCCAGGAGAGAGGCUUCAGGACCCACCUGUACCUAGACUGGAGUGUGCUCCCGCAAAGGCCAUGGCUUCAGUGUUUGCAGAGAUGAGGGCAGACGCGGAAUCCGGCUUCCCAGGUUGAUCCUAGCAAGUUGGAAGUUUCCCUGGAGAAAAGCACCUGUCUCCAGAGCCAAGGUUAACUCAAACCACAGAGCAAUGCCCUCUCUGAUGCUAACAGAAAGACUAUAGUCAGAUGCAGACGAUAGUCUUCAGGGCCAAAGGACAGCAGAUUUUAAUUUACUAGACAAGUGGGCCUAUGACAUCAGUGACUUUGGAAGCUGCUACAUUUAAUGAGCUGAUGGGCAGUGAGUGGCCUUUUAAAAAAUGAUGCUUAAGUUAUAAAUACAUGAUAUACUUAAGGAUUCUUAAGAUGUAUUUUUUUGUUUGUUUUUUCUCCUCCAGCUGCUGUCCCUUGGCUAAUAAAAUUCUACUAACUUUUUAAAAAAAGAGACAGAGAAAGUUAAACAUUUUUAGUGAAUCUUUUCUUCCUCUGCUUCUGAUUGAAGUUAGCUAUUCUAGAGAGUACCAAAGUCUGCUCAGAUUUUCAAAGGAUGUGCUGAUUUACUUUUGGCAUCUGACAAGAGAAAGUAGAGUUUGACGUUUUAGGUUCUUCCCAACCCUGAGAGUCUUAUAAUUAUUUCCUUUAACAAAAGGAAGAUGUGAUUGUGUCGCAGCACUGAUGUAAAAGUCUCCUGUUGCCUCUGUGCAGGUUGGCUGGGUUCUAGUAAGUACCUUUCUCUCUUCGUUUGAGCGCCUUCAGAAACAUUACCCUGUGUUUAUCUGUGUCCCAAGUGGUUGUGACUCAUGUGUUCACUAAUUCUUUAGAAUGAGUUUCAGCCCUUCACAUUUUGUAUGUGGCAUGGAAGAGAAAUCCUCUUUUUGAUAUUCUCAUUGACAUUUCUGUUUCUCUUUGUUAGAAUUUUAUAAUUCCAAACUGAUUAACUUAAGAAAUACAACUAUAAAUCCUGUGAGAGUGCUGUAUAUUGCUAGUGUUUUCAAACUACAGAUCAAGACCCAUUAAUGGAUCUUGAAAUCAAUUUAGUGGAUAAAAACCAGCAUUUAAGCAAAUGAAAUAGAGUAGAAGAGAAAUUAUCAGAGUGUACCAUACAUAGGAUAGCUUGUUGACAAAUGUGUACACACACCUUUGCACAUGUGUAUACUGAAUCACAAUGGAAAUCCAUUUCUUACUGAAAGUUGGGGCCAGAAACACGUUCAUAAUAGUGUUUUAAAGGAUGCUGGUGCCUCCUUCUUGUGUUUCUGGGCAUGAAGCACCACCACAUAAAGAUGAAGCUUUAGAUUCUGUAUGAUGAAACCAGAGGUGUACCCUUGGGCUCUGGCCUGAGUUAAGGUGCCAGCACUUGAAUGAGAGAAAUUGCUCAUGGCUGCCAGGUACAUUGGGAGGCUGAUAAAGAAGGGAAGUCAAGGAAAUCUGAAUUUGUUCAUACUGUGCUUUUCACUGAUUUCUGUUGAGGCUGCUGUAAUGGUGAUCACAGAAUAGGUUGACUAAUUUACUCAGAGAUAAAGGAUCUGUUGUAUUCCUCAAUGAAAUCACACCAUUUGCAGAGAACAGUCUUUUCCUGUUCCCAUUUCCUCAAGCCAAUGUAAAAAUCUGCCCUUAUCUGUCCCCAUCAAGAAUUAGAUGUUUUUAAUGUUUUAGUUUAUUAUUGUGGGAGUCUUGUCUCCUGAAACAGAAAAUGCUUUAGUUGUAUAAUAAUCUUAUUUCAGUAUGUGAAUUCCUUUUGAGUUUCCAGGUUACUGGGACAAAAGUCUAAUAUUUUUAAAAUAUUCACAUUUGGAAACAUGUUGAUCUGGUUCCUGGCCACGGUCAACAUUCUCUCUGCCUCAGUAUAGUAGAUUAUGGCAAGCUUCUAAGACCUUUUUUGUUUGCUUUUUUUUUCUUUUAAGAAACAAUGCAAGCUACCUUCCCAAGCACCUUUGAACUUAGCCGGUAAAACUGGGCUAGCAGCCUUAUUUGUGCACCAGAAACAAAAGGUUGCACAGGCGCCCUGUUGGAAAGAAUGGGGGCAGAGGUGGGGAGUGGACAGGUGAGCCUUCUGGGCAAUCACUAGCUUGAUUUUGUGCCCCUGUCCCAAUGCCCCCAAAGCACAAAUGGUAUAAUGCUUUCCUUGGUAAU